UUUUUUUUUUCAUUUUUGAAUCAUCGAUGAUUUAAUUUUGAACAGCAAUUCGAUCCUUUCAAAAUAUCACUUUCAAUCACUUGUUAUAUCACUAAUAUCCAAAGGAUAAGAGCUCGUGAUAGAUAUACGUACAGAGGGAAUAAUCCUAUAUCAACAGAAGUGAAAACGUUCCUUAUAAAACCAACCGAUUUCCAUCCGUGUGUGUGUGUGUGUUAAAUUAGAAUUGUUGACAUAACCUUAUCUCGAAAUUCCAUAAAUUGAUCAUUUUCAUUUAGAUCUGCUAUUACUAUUAUAAAAGUACCAUUCAUAGAAACCUAAUAUCAUAUUCAACCAUCAUGAGAUUAUCAAAAACCUUUUUACUUUCAACUCUUGUCAUUUCUAGUUCAAUUGCUGCUAUUGUUGACACUAAAGCUAAAGAAGAUACAAGUAUACAAGUAAAAUCAGGUGGAGUUGCUGGAUCUUCUGAAUUAGCAUCAUCUGGUAUUGAUGUUCCAAGUUCCAAAUCAAAUGCCAAAUUAGGUGUAAAACAAAUCGAUCCGGAAGAUAACCAUCCUACCCCGGAUCAUCUAAAGAAACCGUUAGAUCCUUAUAGUGUUUCAAGUACUAGUGAAUCUGAAGCUGAUGAUGAUUCUGAAGUUACUUCUUAUAAUUCAUUCAUCAUGUCCAUAUCUAUGAUCAUUGUCUCUGAAAUUGGGGAUAAAACUUUUUUGAUUGCUGCAUUGAUGGCUAUGAGAUAUUCAAGAUUUGUGGUAUUUUCAUCAGCUUUUUCUUCAUUAGCUGUCAUGACCGUGUUAUCAGGGGUGGUAGGUCAUGCUUUACCUACUUUAAUUUCAAGAAGAUUAACUCAAUUCUUAGCUGCUGGUUUAUUCAUUGUAUUUGGAGCUAAAUUAUUAAAUGAAGGGUUAAAUAUGUCCAAAGAUUUAGGUGUGGAAGAUGAAUUAGCUGAAGUUGAAGAAGAAAUCGCUUCAAGUAAAUUAAAUAAUCAAAUGAAUGAUAUUGAAAAUGGUGCUUCUUCUGAAUCAGGUAAAUCAAAACCAUGGUACACUGAUGCUAUUUCAAAUUUUGAAAAUUUAGCAGGUUUUGUAUUAUCACCAGUUUGGAUUCAAGUAUUUGUUAUGACUUUCUUAGGUGAAUGGGGAGAUAGAUCUCAAAUCGCCACUAUUGCUAUGGCUGCUGGAUCUGAUUAUUGGUUUGUCAUCUUAGGUGCUAUUGUCGGUCAUGGUAUAUGUACUGCUGCUGCUUGUGCUGGUGGAAAAUUAUUAGCUAAAAAGAUCUCGAUGAGAAAUGUUACAUUAGGUGGUGCAAUUGCAUUCUUUGUAUUUUCUAUCUUAUACUUUUAUAGUGCUUAUUAUGACCUUGAAGGUUAGGUUAAUCAGUUCUACUCAUUCAUGCAUUUCUCCAUAUUCAUUCUGUUUUUCUAGAUUCUUACAAAAAAUAUAUAUUAGUUAUAUAGUUAUACACAUACAUUUCAUAAUUCUCCUUGAUACAUAAAUUUUAAUACUUGAUUUGGAUUUAAACCUUUCUUACCACCAGCAGUGAUACUUAAUUCAAUAUCAUCUUUCUUACUUUCAGCAUCUUUCUUUAAAUGAGCUUCACGUUUACCUUCAUCAGUUUCUAAAUAAGUUAAUUCUUCAACCGUAUGAAAUCCAUAAAAUUGAAAUGAAUCUCGUAAUUCUUUAACUUUAGCAAAACUCCAUUCAGCAAAUUCAUCUUCCUUUUGUAAAUUAUUCGUCCCAUUACUACUCAUCAAAUCUCUAGUUUUAAUGGCACUUUCUGUCCAUUCAUCUACUUCAGGCAAUGCUUUCUUUCUUAAUAAAGUUGUUAAUAAUGCUUCUU
Messenger RNA from Scheffersomyces coipomensis, 1836 nucleotides. It is a transcript of the gene GDT1, whose product is annotated as putative ribosome biosynthesis protein. Gene Ontology annotation, molecular function: manganese ion transmembrane transporter activity; calcium ion transmembrane transporter activity. NCBI's taxonomy places the organism in Eukaryota, Fungi, Ascomycota, Pichiomycetes, Serinales, Debaryomycetaceae. The record is from RefSeq and is a predicted model, not a curated record. The transcript has a single exon. Gene Ontology annotation, cellular component: fungal-type vacuole membrane; Golgi apparatus. Gene Ontology annotation, biological process: manganese ion transmembrane transport; calcium ion transmembrane transport; Golgi calcium ion homeostasis. Bases 336 to 1367 code for a protein of 343 amino acids.